UGUGCGUGUGUGUGUGUGUGUGUGUGCGUGUGUGUGUGUGUGUGUGUGUGUGUGAUAGAUAGACAAAUAGAACAGUUCGACAUUGACUGAACUCAGCGAUUAAAUACUGACACAAACCUCAUGUCAUUUGUGAGUAUCGCAAAGGUCUUCGUAUAUGUUCUGUAUUAAGUGGUAUUUCUUAAGAUGAGGCCUUCCACACACUCACUACUUGGGUCUGAAAUGCCUAGUCUCUGCUGGGGCCCUCAGCUUGACUCACUUGCCCGUAGGAGUGUGCCUAUGUGUGCGUGUGACGUAACGAAACGGUGCAUGUCACCAUGCCCAGAGCAGGAGCGGAAUAUGGCUCACAGAGUACUGUCACUGCAAGGGAAUUGGCCAUAGCCGGUUGCCUUUCACACGCAAUCUCGGAGAUGCUCAUAUGUAUUCUGCAGCCUUACCCAUCGUGCUUGCAUCUGACUUAAAGUAUCCGACAUGGAGGUUAUGCUACGUUUAAACUGUCAAUUUGCAGUUUCUUUUUUUUUGUAAUUAUGAGCAGACCAAGUAACACACAAAAAAACUUUUUACUAUUUGCUGCCUGGCUCAUACUUUCCUUUCCAUGUCCGGCAUAAUAUUUUACUCUAUAAUGGAACAAAAUCUAGCAUUCAGUCCACAGUGUACCCCAUCACCAAUGUUCCCUCUAAACUACCCACAUGUGUAAUUGUGCACUGUUCUCACCCUCUCAGUGCACACCAAAAGAUAAUAGUGCAUCAAAAAUAAAGUCUAAUCUGAGUUGUUGUGGCAUUCUGCAUUUUCAUAUUUUCCUCAUACAGGGAAAUUGAAAAGUAUAUUUGGCACAUGGUUGAUGAGUUGGAAACAAAAAUAUGUCACAAAAGUCAGAAUGUGGUGAACGAGUUGAAGCAUUUCAGAGGGAAACGCGCAUCAAGUCAUGUAAUCGUUGUCACGUACGGACCAUGCUGUCCAUCAAAGAUGCUCGCUCGGUCAAUUUUACCUCGUCUAGGGUCCUUUCUGCGGCUUCUUUCCAGUGAUUCUGUUUGUGGAUUUCAGCUCUGCGUUCAACACCAUCAUCCCGGAACUCCUCACCCCCAAACUACUCCACCUCGGUGUGUCCCCUACGAUCUGCCAGUGGAUCCUCAGCUUCCUGACGGGACGGACACAACAGGUGAGACUGGGAGCAACAACAUCAUCAAUGCGCACCACCAGCACUGGAGCCCCACAGGGAUGUGUCCUCUCGCCACUGGUCUUCUCUCUCUACACAAACGAUUGCACCUCAACAGAUCCAGCUGUCAAACUCGUAAAGUUCGCAGACGACACCACGGUCAUCGGUCUCAUCAAAGACGGCGACGAGUCUGCGUACCGCCAACAAGUGGAGCAGCUGGAGCUCUGGUGCGGCCGACACAACCUCGGGCUGAACACGCUCAAGACUGUAGAGAUGAUCGUGGACUUCAGGAAACAUUCUUCUCCACAGUUGCCCCUCACACUAUCCAACUGCCCUGUGUCAACCGUCGAGACCUUCAAGUUCCUGGGAAUCACAGUCUCCCAGGACAUGAAGUGGGAAGUCAACACCAUCUCCAUCCUGAAAAGGGCCCGGCAACGGAUGUACUUCCUGAGGCUGCUGAGGAAGCAUGGCCUGCCACAGGAGGUGCUACGACAGUUCUACACGGCAGUCAUCGAAUCAAUCCUGUGUUCUUCCAUCACGGUUUGGUUUGGGGCCGCCACAAAAAAGGACAAAAUCCGACUUCAACGGACAGUUAGGAUGGCAGAAAAAAUCGUUGGCAGCGCCCUACCCACUCUUGAGGACGUGCACACUGCAAGAAUCAAGACAAGGGCACGGAAAAUCGUCCUGGAUCCCCCGCACCCUGCCCACCACCUUUUCCAGCUCCUCGCCUCAGGCAGACGCUACAGAUCCAUGCACACCAAAUCCAGUAGACACUUAAACAGCUUCUUCCCUCGAGCCAUUAACUCCUUAAACAGUCACUGACGUAGUCACUCUUCUUGUACUACAAAAUGGUACUACAAAACUACUGGUUACUCUAAAAUGGUGCAAUGAUUUUGUUGUUUACGAUGAUACUAGUGCAGCGUGUUAUACCGAAGACAAAUUCCUUGUGUGUUCUACA
Hippocampus zosterae (dwarf seahorse) is the source of this 2111-nucleotide messenger RNA. RefSeq lists its product as uncharacterized. Gene Ontology annotation, molecular function: methyltransferase activity; 2-oxoglutarate-dependent dioxygenase activity. The record is from RefSeq and is a predicted model, not a curated record. NCBI's taxonomy places the organism in Eukaryota, Metazoa, Chordata, Actinopteri, Syngnathiformes, Syngnathidae. The coding region runs from base 1184 to 1975 and encodes 263 amino acids. The transcript has 2 exons.